UGCAUAGAUAACACAACGGCACCGGACAGGAAAAGCUUGUUGAAGAUAAACCAAAGGUCUUUCAGAGUAUCCUCAAUCUAAAGCACAUCUACGCGCUCAAUCUUUACCCAAUUCUCUGCUCUUUUACCUUUCAAUGAACCCCAAUUCACGCCAGAAUCAAUAAAGUCGAUUCUGUAUAAAUUUAUUUGGCUUCUUGAAGCUGAGGCUUGGUAUUUUUUUUUGCUUAGGCAGUGAGGUGAUCUUGUGAGUUUCGCAAUUUGGCGAAGUGGAUUCGUGGAAAUUGGUUAGAUGAAGCUAAUCUCUGGUUGGGUUCGUGAAAUAUUGCGAAUCUCUUCAAAGUUGGGGUUGGUUUAGAGUUUUACCGGGUUUUGAUUCUACAAUAUUUAGAGGUAAGUUUUUCAUAGUUUGGUACUUUGGUUAGUGGAAGUUGUUGAGAUUAGGUUGUUUGGUGAGGUUUUGUACUCGGUGCUUUCAACUGUUUUGGUGAGUUAUUCGUGAUUGUUCUCUAGCUAUCAAGUUUGACUCUUUGGUUUGAUUGAAGAAGCUCAUUAGCUGAAUUUGUGUGAUGGAUUUGAUUGGGAGUGGCUUACAUUUAAUGUGCUUAAUUGGCAAGAGCAUAAACUCGAAGCAAUCCGGAGGAAUAAUGGUGAAUUAGAUUGUUGGGGUUUUAGAUAAGAAGGUGUUUGUUGAGUUUUGUAUUGUGGUAUCGUUGAAGAGAUGCUGAGAUUUACUAUUUUGUUGGUGACGUGAGACUUUGUACCGGAAUCCACCAAGUUCAAUAGAAAGUUGCGUUCUGGGUUUCAUUGAGGUUUUGUAUUAUAAUAGCGGAAGUUUUAGAGAUGGCUGUGACAAACAAAACCAGAAAUAUGCUUGAGGGUCUUGUAAGAGAUGGGUCUUUCAAAUGGUUGCUUAGCAGGCGGACUUCAUUCAAUGAAGAAUUUGAAGAGAUGGAGAGGUCUCCAUCUGGAGGGAGGAAUUGGAUAGCAGAGCUUUCGCCUGUUGCUAAUAUAGUUGUUCGCCGAUGCUCAAAAAUGCUUGGCAUUUCCUCAAGUGAGCUUCAAGAAAGCUUUAACAAAGAGGCCUCUGAUUCAAUAAAGCAUCCCUCACGGUAUGCUAGGAACUUCUUGGAAUACUGUUGCUUCAGGGCACUUGCUCUCUCUACCGAAGUAACAGGUCAUUUGUCUGAUAAAAGAUUUAGACGCCUAAUAUAUGAUAUGAUGAUAGCUUGGGAGGUCCCAGCAGCUUCAAGCCAACCAUUAGUCAAUGUGGAUGAGGAUACUACUGUUGGAGUGGAGGCCUUCUCUCGAAUCGCUCCAGCAGUUCCAGUUAUUGCCAAUGUAAUUAUCUGUGAAAACCUUUUUGAGGCUCUCACAUCUUCAACUGGUGGUCAGCUUCAAUUCUCAAUCUUUGACAAGUAUCUAACUGCACUAGAAAGGGCAAUAAAAAAGAUGAAGACCCAAUCAGAGUCAUCUAUUCUUACUGCCCUUCGAUCGUCAAAAGGAGAAAAGAUUCUGGAAAUAGAUGGGACAGUGACCACCCAGCCAGUUCUAGAGCAUGUGGGAAUAUCUACCUGGCCAGGCCGGUUGACUUUGACAGAUCAUGCACUAUAUUUUGAAGCUCACCGUGUUGUAUCGUAUGAGAAGGCAAAAAAAUAUGAUUUAUCUGAAGAUCUAAAACAGGUUGUUAAGCCUGAAUUGACAGGACCAUGGGGUACUAGACUCUUUGACAAGGCAGUCUUUUAUAAAUCUACUUCCCUAUCAGAACCAAUUGUCUUAGAGUUUCCUGAGCUUAAAGGGCAUACUCGUCGUGAUUACUGGUUAGCGAUUAUCAGAGAAAUUUUAUACACUCACAGAUUCAUAAAGAAGUUCCAGAUCAAAGGAGUUGUGCAGGAUGAAGUACUUUUAAAAGCUGCACUUGGAAUUCUAAGAGUACAAGCCAUUCAAGAAAUUAUCACUGCAAAUUCUGUACGCUUUGAGAAUCUCCUCAUGUUUAACCUAUGUGAUCAGCUUCCAGGUGGAGAUUUGAUUCUGGAAACUCUUGCAAACAUGUUAUCUGUAAGGGAGUUAGACAGGACUAACAGUUCCAGAGCUGGAGGUGAAAUGCACUCAAUCUCAGCAUUGGCUAUGGUUUCUAACUUUGGGUUUGUGCUCGGAUCAAAUUCAAGUAAUCCCAAUGAGGCUGGGCUUGUUGUGGGUGAGAUAGCUGUUGGGGAGAUGAGUUCAUUGGAAAGAGCUGUAAAGGAGUCUAGAAACAGCUAUAUGAAAGUUGUGCAAGCACAAGAAACAGUUGAUGGAGUUAAAGUAGAUGGCAUUGACACAAACUUGGCAGUAAUGAAGGAGUUACUUCUUCCUGUAAUGGAAGUUGGAAAGUGGCUUCUUUCUUUGGCAUAUUGGGAUGAUCCUCAGAAGUCUUCAGUUUUCUGUUUGGUUGUUGUUUUUAUUAUUUGCAGGGGAUGGCUUGGUUAUGCUUUGGCAUUGCUGCACAUAUUUUUUGCAGUCUUUAUGGUGCUCACAAGAUUCUUUAACCAAGGCAAGCCUGUUGAUGAAGUUAAGGUAAUAGCACCACCACCUAUGAACACAAUGGAGCAGUUCUUGGCCGUUCAAAAUGCAAUUACGCAAGCGGAACAGCUCAUCCAGGACAGCAACAUCUUUCUUCUCAAGCUGCGUGGCUUACUGCUCUCCAUUUUUCCGCAGGCAAGUGAGAAGGUUGCAGUUACUCUUUUGUUAACAGCAUUGAUUCUGGUCUUUGUCCCCUGUAAGUACAUAGUGGCACUGGUAUUUUUGGAGACUUUUACAAGAUAUUCUCCGCCGAGGAAAGCAAGCACAGAGAGAUGGACUAGGAGAUUGAGAGAAUGGUGGUUCAGCAUACCGGCAGCACCUGUAAUUCUGGAAAGAGAGAAGGAAGACAAGAAGAGGAAGUGAAAGUACAGUUUUACAAGUACAUGAUUGUAAAUUAAUGCCUUUUGUUCCUGCAGAUUCAGUAUUUUAGUGUAAAUUUCAACAAUAAUAUGAAAGAAGAAAGAUUGUAACCCACAUCAGUAAUCCAAUCAAUUGUUUCUCUUGUGUGAUA
Messenger RNA from Mangifera indica (mango), 3069 nucleotides. RefSeq lists its product as uncharacterized. The transcript is spliced from 9 exons. Lineage: Eukaryota; Viridiplantae; Streptophyta; Magnoliopsida; Sapindales; Anacardiaceae. The coding region runs from base 840 to 2921 and encodes 693 amino acids. The record is from RefSeq and is a predicted model, not a curated record.